This is a messenger RNA of Mugil cephalus (flathead mullet), 4520 nucleotides long. It is a transcript of the gene rab11fip4a, whose product is annotated as RAB11 family interacting protein 4 (class II) a. The record is from RefSeq and is a predicted model, not a curated record. Lineage: Eukaryota; Metazoa; Chordata; Actinopteri; Mugiliformes; Mugilidae. The transcript has 15 exons. Gene Ontology annotation, molecular function: calcium ion binding. Gene Ontology annotation, cellular component: endocytic vesicle; cleavage furrow; recycling endosome membrane. Bases 144 to 1943 code for a protein of 599 amino acids. Gene Ontology annotation, biological process: regulation of cytokinesis; endocytic recycling.
CUGCUUAUGUCAGAGGCGGCAGCACCAGUCCGUAGGUAGAGCUGAGCGCAGCAAGGACGAUGGCGACCGGCUCUUGGCAAACCGUUUAAUUAAGAUUAACACGCGUAAUAUUUUUUUAUUUAGUUCACGAAGCCGACUCUGUCAUGGAGGGACAAGUGUUUCCCGACCAGGACCAGCUCCUGCAGUUCCUGAAGAGGCUCAAGGAGGUUUUCGACGUCUGUGACGAGGAUGCUGACGGCUUCAUCCGUGUGGAGCACUUGGUGGACCUCGGGCUUCAGUUCGGUCAAGGAGACGAGGUGAAGAAGUUGACGAGGUACCUGGACCCAAACGCUCAUGGCAAAAUCAACUUCAAAGACUUCUGUCAUGGAGUGUUCGCGAUCAAAGGUUGCGAGGAGAUACUGAAAAUGGCUGUGGGUCCUCGCAGUCUUUCCACCAGCCAGCCGUCUGUCACAGACAACGGCUACAUCUACCAGAACGGCGAGGCGAAGCUGGGUCCUCCGAUCAUCAUGUGUACGCGGUCCUACCCAGAAUGCAGUGCUUACAGUGGCGCCGAUGGGGAGUGUGACAUGGACAGCAGCGCUGAAAACACCAACAGCUCUGACAUGCUGCACCCAACACGACAAAACAGCCACCUGAUUGGCUCAGCGGCUGCAUCCGUCAUCUCCGGGGAAGAGCAGUUUGAAGACUACGGUGAGGGGGAGGACGUGGAUUUUACUCCCAGCAGCCCGUGCCCCGAAGAUGACACCCGAACUAAUGGCUUCUCAGACCUGGGAUCCUCACUCCCCUCCAGCGCGGGCCAGACUCCUCAGAAGAUGCGGCAGCUGUACAACAGCGAGCUGCUGGAUAUCUACUGUUCUCAGUGCUGCAAGAAAGUGAAUCUGCUCAAUGACCUGGAGGCUCGACUCAGAAACCUCAAAGCCAACAGUCCUAACAGAAAGAUUUCCAGCACAGCAUUUGGACGCCAGCUGUUCCAGGCCAACCACAGCGUGUUCGGCUCCAGUCAGGGCAGCAGCACCGAGGAUUUGUUCACAGACAGCAUCGACUCCUGCGACCUCGACAUCACAGAAAAAGUCAGCUACCUGGAGAAGAAGGUGACGGAGUUGGAAAGCGACAGUCUGGCCAACGGUGACCUCAAGUCAAAACUCAAACACGAGAACACACAUCUUGUACACAGGGUGCACGAGCUGGAGGAGCAGGUGAAGGAUGCAGAGACGAAGGCGGCAGAGAGUCUGGAGGAGGAGAUGAAGAGACACCGGGAGGUUUACACCAAGAUGGAGAGAGACAGAAACACAGAGAGAGACCUGCUCUGUAACAGGGUUCAACAGUUGGAAGAAGAAAAUGGAGAGAUGAAGAUAAACGUGUGCAGACUCAAGUCUCAGACAGAGAAACUGGACCAGGAGAAGCAGAGGAUGACUGACAAGCUGGAGGACACCAGUCUAAGGCUGAAAGAUGAGAUGGAUCUGUACAGGAAGAUCAUGGAGAAGCUCUGGCACAAUCGCAAUGCAUUCCAAAAGGAAAAAGAGUCUAUGCAGGAGUUGAUCGAUGAUCUCCGCCGGGAGCUGGAGUAUCUGCAGCUGUUUAAGCUGGAGAUGGAGCAUCCUGGAAAAGGAAAGGGGCUGUCUGAGUAUAACGCAAAGACCAGGGAGAUGGAAAUGGAGCAUGAAGUCAAGAGACUGAAACAGGAGAACCACAAGCUACGGGAUCAGAACGACGACCUGAACGCUCAGAUUCUGAGUCUGAGUUUAUACGAGGCUAAAAGUCUGUUUUCUUGUCACACCAAAGCCCAGUGCCUGGCGGCCGAGAUUGACAAUGCGUCCAGAGAUGAGCUCGUCGACGCCCUGAAGGAGCAGGAGGAGAUCAACCUGCGUCUGAGGCAGUACAUGGACAAAAUCAUUCUGGCCAUUCUCGACCACAACCCCUCCAUCCUGGAGAUCAAGAGUUAGACGUCACACACGCCCUCCACACUCUCUCGUAUUAGUGUAGUUGUGCCAAUCUACCAAUAUCUUAACGUUGGCCUACGUGUUAAAGAUGUAAUCCUUAAGAUUCCCGUCCUGGUCUCUGGUUUCUGGUCUCUGGCCUCUGAGCUGCAGCUUGUGCAUCGCUUUGAGGAAGUCGGCAGCGGCUGUUUUCCAUCGUGCUACGAGUAACUGAAUUUCAUUCUGCUUCACGAGAAAGUAGUCGCCGCUCAAAAUAUCUCAUCAAAAAUGCAGUGUGUGCCGACCUCUUACACAUUGCAUUUUCCUUCACAAUAAAAGCUGCCCUGUGUUUCAGUUGAAGGCUUUUAAUAUGAGCUAGAAACUGUCGGAUCUGUUCAGCUAAUGUUCAGCUUCCGCCGAAUUCCUCCGAAUACGUAUGAAGGCUGUUUGAAUCCAGUGCAGGAAUGGCUGCCAAAACAAUAUCUACUGUAUAAAGCUAUGAUCACAGAGUGUAAUGGCUUUUUUUUUUUUUUUAAAUGACGCAUACCAGGGUUUGAUAUUAUGAAAAUCUUAAGGAUUACAACUCUGAACCAGAGCUCGAAUAAUGAAUGUCUCUGAAACUGUUGCUAACAAAUGUAGUCAUGUGGACGCACACACAAAUGUAUAUCUCCACCCCUCCAGCAGCCAGUCGCCACAUUUCACCUGAAUUUACCGUUUGUAAGUCCGUCUGUCGAUCACCGUCGAGCUACUGUGCCAUAUUUGAACCUAUCCACCGGUGUUUUUUCAUUGUACACUUGAAACUACUUGAAUUUGAUGAGUGAGAGUAAACAAAAAAAAAAAAAGCAUUGUUCACUUUAGGCUAUCACACUCUACUGAGUUGAAUGGUUUACGUACAUAUCAAGCGAAUGCAACAAAGGAGCACGGAUCUGUUGGAAAUGGAUUUGAAGAGUUGUGAAAAAAAAAUGAAACACUUGUUUACACCUUGAACGCAGCUUGGUCCUUCACUUGCUUCCCAAACUAUUAAACUCACAGAAACGUCUCGAAUCAGAUUUUACGGACGUAUUAAUGAGGAUCGUUUAAAACGAUCCAUAUGAAAUAAUUAAACUUCCCUGUUGCUACGCUCACAUGGACGCUACUUCCACCACAGAGUGAGAGAAUAUUGAUUAAAUUUAAUUUGAUCAAUAAAGCAAAAAUAAUUUCCACCUGCUGAAGGAAGUAUUGCCCGUGUAAAUGUAGCUAUUGAUCUCUAGUAUAAAGAACCACCUCAGAAUUCAGAGGCCAUUGAAAGAAUCCCUUUACUAGUUACACUUCAAAUUAAAUAUUAACCUUAAAUAUAUAUUUUUUUCACACACACUCACCUAGAUAAGCUAGAAACCAGAAAGGUGCUCCACAGGUGUGUCACAGUGAACGAUGACGUGUUGCAAAUCAAACUAGUUUUGCUCCAUUGCACUAAAUGUUCACAAAGUCAUAUUUUCAUAUUUAUUUAUUUAUUUUCGGUUCUUCCACGUUUAUGUUUAUGCACAUUUUCUACUCAUUUUCUACUCAUUUUUAUUUUCUGACACUGUAUUUGUGUAUUUCAUACGUUGUAAAUGUUGUACAGAAUAUAGUUACACUGUUUACGUGCAAGUCACUUAUUAAAAAAGCCUCUGUGAGAGGUUUGACACUAAAUAUGUGUAGAUUAUAAUAUAUAUAUAUACAUAUAUAGAUAUAACACACCUGUGUCUUAGCCAAAGUGUAUUCACCUGGAAUAAUCAUUUUAAAGUCUGUGUAAAGGAAAUUCAGAAUUGGUUUCUCAACAUGUUAUAUACAUGUUAGUAAAUUACUGCCACAUUAAAGUGGCUUUCAUGGCUUUUGUGUUUUCGGAAAUUUUCACCUGGGUCUGAAAUCAUGCAGCUAUAGCAACAUAACAUUACACUACCCCCCUGUUAAUAAUAUGACAUUAAAGUUCAUUAGCGUCUGUGUUGCUCCUGUUUUAUUGAAAGCUACCACAGCGUUGGUUUGCUAGCUAGCUGUGCUUUCAUCAUACACUCUGCACUGGUUCACGGUCAUGUUGGACCAGGAAGGAGAUGGAACAUCCCCAAACUGUUCCCACAAAGUUUGGAGCAUGGGAUUGUCCAGAAUCUCUUGGUAUGCUGAAGCAUUCAGAGUAUAUCUAGUGCCAAUGUCUGCAGUUCACACCCACCAGUGGGUGUUUUACAGUGUAAGUUGCCUUAUGUUAUCACUCUAACUUUGUCCAUUCUCCUAAAUAAACUACUACGUAGCAUGUAGCCUAGCAUCCUUUUUAUCGCCAGUAAUGGUUAAUACCAGAAUAUAUAUUCCUCCAAGGGUAAUCCUUACCUACAUUCAAUAUAGCAAAGACCACUGACUGAUGUUUACAUCAAGAUUGUGAGAUACUUUUGAAACCUAAUUUAAUUUUCACUUUCGGUUCGUCGCCAGGUUAUUCUUCGGCCGGUGUGACUGCUUUACACAGACUUUAAACACGGUGGAAGAAAAAUAUAGUUUGUCACAGUUCACACACGCUUAUUUCUUUCACUUGUGUACCACUUAAGUAGAACUAUGGGUGACUAAAUGUGUAAAUAAAAUCCAUUUGCUUUGGCAUGACAA